CUCUCUCUCUCUCUCUGCUACGAACAUGACAAGCUUUCAAGGGCGCUCUUCUUCCUCUUCUUUCGCCCUCACCCCUCCAUGGAUUUACGAUGUCUUCGUAAGUUUUCGAGCCAAAGAAACCUGCAACGCCUUUACUGCCCAUCUCUACAACGCUUUGCUUCAAAGAGGCCUCAACCCCUUCGCAGACGACCAGCUCAGAAGGGGAGAAGAAAUUUCGCCGGCGCUUCUCAGAGCCAUCGAAGACUCGAGGGUUUCGAUCGUCGUGCUCUCUCAGAACUACGCGUCUUCCGCGUUGUGCUUGGAUGAGCUGGUAAAGAUCGUCGAGUGCAAGCAAAAAAACAAACAAUUGGUUCUGCCGGUGUUUUACGACGUAGAUCCGUCCGAUGUACGGCAUCAGAGGAAAAGCUUUGAAAAAGCGCUGGCUAAGCUUGAAGAGAGGUUCGCCGAUGACGUGAAGAUGCUCAGGUGGAGGCAAGCCCUCAAGGAAGUCGCCAAUUUGUCUGGAUGGCCAAUUGGAAAAAGGAAUGGAUCUAAAUUUAUCCUUGAAAUUGUUCAAGUGGUCUCAAGAAUAGUAAAUCGUACAUACUUAAACGUUGCCAAGUAUCCAGUUGGAAUAGACUCUCGUGUACGGGAUAUCAAUUUGUUGUUAAGUCUUGGGAGGAAUGACAUUACAAGCAUGGUGGGGAUUCUUGGAGUUGGCGGAAUUGGGAAGACGACUAUUGCCAAAGAGAUCUAUAACUUGAUUGCUUAUCAGUUUGAAGGUAGUUGUUUUCUUGCAAAUGUUAGAGAAAUUGCAAAGCGAGAGUACGGUUUGGUCCAACUACAAGAGACACUUCUUUCUGAGAUUCUAGGAGACUCUAGAAGUUUGAAGGUUGGCAAUGUUGAUCGAGGAAUCAAUGUGAUAAAGUAUAGGCUUUGUUCUAAAAGGGUUCUUUUAAUUCUUGAUGAUGUGGAUCAAUCGAUCCAAUUAGAAACAUUAGCUGGGGAACUAAAUUGGGUUGGUUUAGGAAGUAGAAUCAUCAUAACAACUAGAGAUGAAAAAUUGCUAACUAAUCCUCCUGUUGAAUUAAUGUAUAAGGUGAAAGAAUUGGAUCACAACGAAGCUCUUCAACUCUUUUGUUGGAAUGCCUUCAAAAGAGACAAACCUUUUGACGAUUAUGUGGAACUCACAGAACGUAUAAUACAUUAUGCGAGAGGCCUUCCACUGGCUUUGACUGUGCUAGGUUCAGAUCUACAUGGUAGAAGCAUAAAUGAAUGGAAAAGUGCAUUGGAUAAGUACAAAAGAAGUCCUAACAAAAGUAUUCAAGAAAUACUUAUAAUAAGUUAUGAUGGAUUGGAUGAUAAUGAAAAGGAUAUUUUCCUUGAUAUUGCAUGUUUCUUCAAAGGAAAGCCUGCGCAUUAUGUCAUCAAAAUAUUAGACGGUUGUGGUUUCUCCUCGGUUAUUGGUAUCAAAGUGCUUAUGGAGAAGUCUCUUAUAACUAUUGAUAAGCCUAACAAAUUUGUAAUGCAUGACUUGUUGCAAGAAAUGGGUAGAGAAAUUGUUCGACAAGAAUCACCUGAAGAACCUGGAGAACGGAGUAGGUUGUGGUUUCAUGAAGAUGUUUGUCAUGUAUUGGAAGAACAUACAGGAACAAAUAAAAUUGAAGGGAUAUUGGUAGAUUUGCCUGAACGACGCAUGAUACGCAUGAGUUCCAAAGCCUUCAUGAAGAUGAAAAGGCUCAGAUUGUUUAUAAACCAAAAUGCACACUUUUCUGAAGGGCCUAAUUAUCUCUCUAAUGAAUUAAGAUUGCUUGAUUGGCCUGAAUAUCCUUUACAAUCUUUGCCAUCCAAUUUUCAAGGACAAAAGCUCAUUAUUUUUAGAAUGCGUAAUAGCCUCUUCAAGGAAUUGGAGGAAAGGUUCAAGAAUUUCCAAAACUUGACAGCUAUGGAUGUCUCAAGUUGUCAAUUCCUAACAAAAAUUCCUGAUCUUUCAAGGAUCCCAAAUUUAGAAGAAUUGACUCUUGAUAACUGUACAAGUUUAGCUGAGGUUCAUCACUCUGUCGGAUUACUUGAUAAGCUUGUCAUUUUGAGACUUGUAGGAUGCUCUAACCUUACAAGCUUUCCAAAAACGUUGAAGUUGAGAUCUCUGGAAAAUCUUAUGCUUGAAGAUUGCAUAAGGCUUCAGAACUUUCCUGAAAUUGAUUGUAAAAUGGAAAGGUUAGGAUACAUUGGCCUAAAAUGCACUCCUAUAAAAGAAUUGCCUUCAUCUGUUGGGUAUGCCAUUGGGCUUCAUGAGUUAAAUCUUGAAGGUUGCGAAAACCUUAUGAAUCUCCCAAGUACCAUUCAUCAGUUGCAACGUCUAAGGAGACUUUCUCUUAGAGAUUGUUCAAAACUUGUCAAAUUUCCACAGAAGGUGGGGGAUAACGGACUAUCCACGCCCUCUAUUGUGUCCACAAUGGAAUCUGAAAUUUUUUCAAGUGCAGAAUUAAUCUCUUUCCCACCUCCUAUGAAUUCACGCAUUUGUAAUGAUGGUUGUUCCUCAAGUGUAUUUCCGAGGCUGGGAACCUUGGAUCUUGGAAACUGUGCCCUAUCAGAAUCAGAUUUCUUUAUGACAAUUAAUUGCAUUUCCUCAUUAGAACAAUUAGAUCUAUCGGGGAGCGAUUUUGUUAGCAUUCCUGCAUUCAUCAAAAGAUUUGUUGGAUUGAGAAGCCUUAAAGUGGCAGAUUGCAAGCAACUUGAAGAAAUUUUGGAACUUCCACCAAAAAUAGAAGAUAUAUAUGCAAGUGGGUGCAUAUCAUUGGAAAGAUUUUUUGUAUUAUCAAAAGGAUUUCAAUUUGAUACAUUCCCAGGGCUUGAAUGGAUUGAUUUGUCCAGAUGCCAUAAAUUGCUUCAGAAUGUAGGGAAUGAUGUGGAAAAUCUUUUAUUGGAUGAGGGACGUUUUGAGGACCAUCAAUUUGGCAUUAUAUAUCCGGGAAAUAAGAUUCCAAAUUGGUUCUGCUAUCUUAAAGAGACUUCGAAUGAUAAUAAAUGCGAAAUAGAUAUUUACGAGCUUUCACAUUUGGAUGGGGAGAUCACAGGAAUUGCUAUGUGUGUUGUUAUUGGAAUAAAGGGUGGACAAAUAUCCGUUCAAGCUCUUUGUAGUGUUGAGAUCAUCAUCAAUGGUUUACCAAGGUAUAGUGACGAUAAAGCAUUUCAUUUAUCAGGCUCAGAUCAUGUGUGGUUUCUAUACCAUGUUCCUGAAUUUAAUGAGCUGAAGGGGGACAAUCUGCAAGUUAAGUUUUGGUCCUCCACAAGUUCAGUGUCCUUUAAAAGUUGUGGAGCACAUGUAGUACGCAGGUAUGAAGAGAAAGCAGAAGGGAAAGGUCAAAUGUUGAGUCCUCAGCAUGGAGGUGUGCUCCAUGAGAAUGUGGGUGUACUUAAUGAAAAUAUAGAACAUUCAGUGGAUUUAAUGGAUGGGAUUCAACAUACUAAAAGAUGCCACGAUGAUGAUUAUGAUGAUGAUGAUGGUGGUGGUAACUUUGAAUCCAAUUGGUACCCACGGCAUAAGAGGUUUGUUUCAACCUUGGGCAUCAGAAUUUCAGAUGCAGAGGAUACUGCCACUCUUAGUGAAUCACAACUACAUCAACCCAAUCACCCCACUGACACCAGCACUUAAAACCUACAAGCUUUUCCUCACUAUGGACCAAUAGUGCUUGAUCGCUCUUAUAGAUUUGGUGGGGUGCCAUAUGGGUUGCUCUUGGGCCCAAAGGAAGUACAAGAAGUUGGAGGGAAUGGAAGAGUUGGAAAGUGAAAUCCAACGAAGGAUCAAGCAAUCCGAAGGUUCUUAUCAUAGUCAAUUAUAGAAAUAGGAAUGUGAUGCAUGUAUAUCUGAAGCUAGGCGUUUGAGAGUCAAUGGAUAGGGAUCAUGGGGUCAAAACUAACUGCUUGCUAUUGCAAAGCUGCAGGCUUUACGAGAUAUUUUCGGUAUUGUUAGGAGGAAGCAGCAUUGAGGUGCUUUAUUUAGAAACAAACAGCCUCUAUGAGUCCCUGCUUUCUUUAAUGGUCUCAUUCACUCCCUUGUGCUGUGACUUUGGCUUUGGCAGGAAUGGCCUCUGCCUCUCCUAGAUCUCUGUUAAUCUGCUACUCAUCUUUCUUUAAGUGCCAUAGGUUGCAUAGAUUUUCCACCAAUCUCUACUUUUUUGGUACUCUUAAAUUUUUAAGGUAGCAGAUAUUGAAACUAAUCUUAAGUCCCUUUGUUAACUUCUUUUAUUGUAAUUACUAAUCAGUGAACAAUAAUAGCAUGAGGAAAUAUUCAUAAUU
Corylus avellana is the source of this 4278-nucleotide messenger RNA. Its product is annotated as TMV resistance protein N. Gene Ontology annotation, molecular function: ADP binding. NCBI's taxonomy places the organism in Eukaryota, Viridiplantae, Streptophyta, Magnoliopsida, Fagales, Betulaceae. Gene Ontology annotation, biological process: defense response; signal transduction. The record is from RefSeq and is a predicted model, not a curated record.